AUGAGCUCAACCAACUUCGCCGCCGCACAAGAGCGAGUUCUUGAACGUCGUCGUCUACGAGAAGCCGAAGCGCGCGCACGCCAUGCAGCUCAGCAACGGGCGGCUCCGAUCAGCCCGGCCACCGUCCAGCGUCUUCCAUACCCGUUGAAUCGAUUGCCGAGCUCUGGAUGGCGGAUAUGGAAUUCUAUCAAUGGGCGAGAUGGCACGAAACCUGCAUUCCGCGUGGGACAGGUGGAUGCCGAAUUGUUAGAUGAGGAGCUGCUCGGCUUGAUGAAGGGUCAGGUCGGGGAUGCCCUCAAAUACUUCGGGCCUCAGAUGCGGGAAGAUUGGUCGCAUGAGAUUCUCUUCGCAUUGCGGGCGAUUCUCUUCAAACUAUCGAUAUGGGACCACAAUGCGUCAUAUGGUGCGGCUCUGCAGGGCCUCCAGUAUACCGACAGUCGCAGCAAGGGCCCAGUCUACUCAUCUCCAACGAAAUGGCAGAAGAGUGUAUAUGGCUUAUUGACAGUUGGAGGGCGAUAUGCUUGGGACAAGUGGGAGAGCUGGUUGAUCGGACAGGAAGGUGGCUACGAUGAGGUUUGUUACUCAAGUGCUUACAUUGAACCUACCAGACUGACAGUCACCAAGCCAUCACAGGAUAUCCGCAUGCUGUCCCGACUAACGAACCUAAUUUCUACCUCGCACUCGAUCGCCGCCUUCGUCUCUUUCCUUGUAUUCCUUGUGAACGGCCGAUACCGCACCCUGGUCGAUCGCAUCCUCCGCAUUCGCCUUACUCCACCGUCUGCACAGGCCAGUCGGGAGGUGUCCUUCGAGUACCUGAACCGGCAACUUGUAUGGCACGCGUUUACCGAAUUUCUUCUUUUCCUCCUUCCUCUUGUUGGAAUCAGUCGUUGGCGGCGGUGGAUUUCUCGCGCUUGGCGAAAGAUGAUAUCUUCUGUCAAGUCAAGCGGCGAGGAUGACGAGCCUUCCGAAAAGCAAGGGGAGCUGGCCUUCCUCCCGGAACGGACUUGCGCCAUCUGCUACCGCGACCAGAACCCAACCACGACGACUGAAACAGAUGUAAUGGCGGCCUCUACAUCAGGUGGUAUUGCUGGAUCUGCCCAGACAGACAUCACAAAUCCAUAUGAGACGGUUCCUUGUGGUUGUAUCUACUGUUUCGUCUGCAUCGUGCAGAAACUAGAAGGUGAAGAGGGCCAAGGAUGGGUUUGUCUCCGUUGUGGUGAAAUUGUCAAGAAGUGCCAGCCUUGGAAUGGCGAUGUCCUUGAAGAGGCCCGCUCACAGCCUGGCACAGGAAAGAUUGUCGGGUUUGCCAUGGACGAGGAGCCGGAUGAGGCUCGUGGGAUCGAUCAUGAUCAAGGAAGCUCCGAAAAGUCCAGCCCGUUGGAGGAGAUAACUGCCGACGAGUCCCUUCAGCAUUCAAACCAAUGGUCAGCCGUUGAGAAAGAAGACGAAGAAACCUCAGAAACAAACGGAGAUGUCAAGCCCACUUCGGCAUGA
This is a messenger RNA of Penicillium arizonense, 1494 nucleotides long. RefSeq names its product pex2/pex10/pex12 family protein. The transcript is spliced from 2 exons. Gene Ontology annotation, molecular function: zinc ion binding. The record is from RefSeq and is a predicted model, not a curated record. NCBI's taxonomy places the organism in Eukaryota, Fungi, Ascomycota, Eurotiomycetes, Eurotiales, Aspergillaceae. Gene Ontology annotation, biological process: protein import into peroxisome matrix. Bases 1 to 1494 code for a protein of 497 amino acids. Gene Ontology annotation, cellular component: peroxisomal membrane.